AUGCCUUAAGUCGCGGUGUGGUUCUAUACACCAACAUAUGCAAUAAUUGCCCUACUAUUUGCCGACUAUAAAUGGCGGGAGCAUCAGUUUGUCCAAAUUUUAUUCCCCAAACCCAAUCAUCUCUCUCUCUCUCCCCUGUCGUCAACGAGUUUUACUAUUUUCAGUUCAAGUCCCUCUAAAACCCUUAAUUCGCAAAACCACCGCAAAAAUCCCAAUCUCCGAAACGCCACUGCCGAAAGGUGUACAGGAAUUUCAUCACUCGAUUCCAGCUCUACGUUGACCCUAUUUCUCUCUCUGGAUUUUCUCCUCUCGAUUUUUGGUUGCUGUGGUUCCUUUUUCGUUUUCCGUUAGGGUUUUGAUGACUUAGGAUUAUUUCGCGGGGAGGUGUUUGUUGCUUUGCGUCAAUGGAUGCCCCGCCUGCUGCUCCCGCACUCGCGCGAAAUGGCGGGUUUUCGAUGCCGUCGAUGUCGCCAUCUUCCUCCCAGCCUUCUCGCAAGGAGUGGCGAGUCGUCUCUGAGCAAUCUGUUCGAAACUCCGGUAACGAGGAGUUGGAGCGGUCAAGACUAGGUCAAUCUGAUGAGAGAUUGAUAUACGAAGUACAGCAUGGGCGAGAGCCAGUGGAUGUGGAUUUUUGCUCAAUAACUAUUGAUGGAGGUUUGGACAAUGAUAUUUUGCAGCAGAGACUUCAUGCAGUGGCGAAACAAAGGGAGGAGUUGCAGCACAUGGAGAUUGAGCUUCGUGCACAGGUCAUUGCAAGAUCCGAAAUUGUGGGAAUGCAGAAUACCUUUGAUACUCAGUUAAAAGAGCAAGCAAAUGCCAAUAUUAAACUUCAGGAGCAACUGCAUGAAAAGGGACAGAAGAUACAUGAGCUGGAGAGAAAGUUGGAAGAAACGGAAAGAGAGUUGCAUGCGAUUAGAUUGGAUAAUGAAGCGGCUUGGGCCAAAGAGGAUCUUUUAAGAGAACAAAGCAAAGAGCUCCAGAGCUACAGGAGGGAGAGAGACAACUCUGAAGCUGAAAGAGUGCAACAUAUCAAACAAAUUCAUGAUCUUCAGGAACAUAUUCAAGAGAAAGACCGCCAGUUCAUGGAGUUGCAGGAACAGCACAGGAUUGCUCAAGAAACCAUUCUUUAUAAAGAUGAGCAAUUACGUGAGGCACAAACCUGGAUAACUCGUGCCCAGGAAAUGGAUGCUUUGCAGUCAACUACUAACCACACUUUACAAGCUGAACUGCGAGAACGCACAGAACAUUAUAAUCAACUCUGGCUUGGUUGUCAAAGACAGUUUGGGGAGAUGGAGAGGCUUCAUUUGCAUAUACAACAACUCCAGCUUGAAUUGGCCAGUUUAAGGGAAAAGAGUGGGAGUAAUUUAGAUGGUUCACAUUCCUCGCAAACAAAUUUGAAAGAUGCUUCUGAACUUGGGCAGAGCAGUGACACCCAGCUGGAGGUGAAUGGUAAUGGUUCUCCUGGUGACAACACCGGUGGUCUACAAAAUGGAAAUUCUGAGAUUGCAUCUGGAGGAAUCCCAUCAACACAGGCCGACCAUGUGCAUGGUGUUGCAUUUGCUCCAUCCCUGCUUGGUAUGCCAACUUACAUCCCACCUGGACAGGUGGCUGCUUUGCAUCCAUUUGUAAUGCAUCAACAAGGUCUACCACACCCAUCGCACGUCAUGCAGUCUCAUCUUCACUCUGUACCUGCAAUGUCCUCCAUCCAAAACUGGCAUAACCAAAAUGCUCAACCAGAUGGCCAACAUGUGCCUACCCAUGACCAGUAUCCUCAGGAAACCGAACAAAACUUAUCUAGAACAGAUUCCCGUUAUGACUCUGGAACUUCAGGGAAUGGGAAAAUUGAUCUUGCAAACUAUGUGGAUAGCAAUAUCAGUCGAGGGUUAGAUACUGAUUCUGUGGUUGCAUCAGCAAAUGAAGAGGUAAAGGUUCUUGAUUCUAUUGAUAAACCCUAUGACAAUACCCAAUCCCCAAAGAGCUUGCAGCAAAUUUCUUCCCAGUUUCAUGAUGCUCUCCGACUGGAUCUUCCUGCACACAGCAAUGGCACUAAGGAGAUGCAGGGCAACCCAGUUAGUGAAAUUGGAAUAAAACACAAAAGUAUGAUGAUGGAACAUCCCAACCUUGCUGUCAAUGCUUCCUCCUCUGCAGCAAUGGCUAAUGCUAAAAGUUUCAGUGAAACAACCACAGAUACUGCCUCUGCCUCCAGUGCUGAUCUGGCUGAUGGCUUUGUUUCCACUGCACAGAAAAAUAAUAUAGCAGCAAAGCCUGGGGAUAGCCAUCUACUUGAUGAAAGAGCAUUACUGGCUUCUAUAGCUCGCACAAUUGGGUCGGGUGGUAGAAUUAGGAUUAGCUCAACGCUUCCUAAUAGACUUGCAAAGAUGCUGGCCCCUCUUCACUGGCAUGAUUACAAGAAGAAGUAUGGAAAGCUUGAUGAUUUUGUCGCCAGUCAUCCUGAAUUGUUUAUUAUCGAGGGCGACUACAUUCAGCUCCGUGAAGGGGCACAAGAAAUCAUAGCUGCCACAGCAGCUGUUGCUAAAGUUGCAGCUGCUGCUGCCGCAACUCCAACUUCAUUACCCUCUGCCCACUGA
This is a messenger RNA of Sesamum indicum (sesame), 2588 nucleotides long. The record is from RefSeq and is a predicted model, not a curated record. NCBI's taxonomy places the organism in Eukaryota, Viridiplantae, Streptophyta, Magnoliopsida, Lamiales, Pedaliaceae.